UUCUACUUACAAUUCUAAUAUUUAUAAAGAAGUUGAUGAAUUAUAUAUAAAAUUAAUGUAUUUGAAAAACUAUAAAUGUAUAAUUAUAGUAUUGCAGCAACAAUUGCAAGAACAAAAAAAUAAAGAGCUUCUUAUGAUCACAAAGUUUCAAUGA
This is a messenger RNA of Dentiscutata heterogama, 154 nucleotides long. Lineage: Eukaryota; Fungi; Glomeromycota; Glomeromycetes; Diversisporales; Gigasporaceae. The record is from the annotation of a GenBank genome assembly.